Molecule: messenger RNA, 1524 nt
Organism: Ascochyta rabiei
Lineage: Eukaryota; Fungi; Ascomycota; Dothideomycetes; Pleosporales; Didymellaceae
Exons: 2
Coding region: 1-1524 (507 amino acids)
Source: RefSeq, a predicted model, not a curated record
AUGUCCACCACCACGAGCGACGAGAAGAGCGCUGUUCCCGCGCAUGAUGCUCAUACGCCGGAGCACUCGCUCAACGAGGGCAGCUCGCUGGUCCUGCCCAACUCAUGGAAGUACAAGCAAAUCACCGUCCUGGGCUACAAGCUGCCCUGGAUGGCCUCGCCUCCCGUCCAGCUGGUCAUCGUCUCACUGGUCUGCUUCAUGUGCCCGGGCAUGUUCAACGCGCUCAAUGGCAUGGGCGGCGGCGGCCAGCUUGACCCCACCGCUAACAACCGCGCCAACACGGCACUGUACUCUACCUUUGCUGUCGUGGGUUUCUUUGCCGGCACCUUCACCAACAAGCUCGGCAUCCGCACGGCCCUGUCCUUCGGCGGCAUUGGCUACUCGGUCUAUGUGGCUUCCUACCUGAGCUACAACCACACCAGGAACCUCGGCUUCACCACCUUUGCUGGUGCGCUUCUCGGUGUGUGCGCCGGUCUGCUCUGGUGCGCCCAGGGCGCCAUCAUGAUGUCCUACCCUCCCGAGGAGUCAAAGGGCCGCUACAUCUCCUGGUUUUGGAUGAUCUUCAACCUGGGUGCUGUGAUUGGCAGUUUGAUCCCUCUCGGUCAAAACAUUCACACUACAACAGCCGCCUCAGUCAACGACGGCACCUAUGUCGGCUUCCUCGUCCUCACCAUCAUCGGUGCUGCGCUCGCCUGGGUGCUUGUCGACGCAAAGGAUGUCAUCCGCGCUGAUGGCUCCAAGGUCAUCGUCAUGAAGCACCCUUCGUGGAAGUCCGAAAUUCUUGGCCUCUGGGAGACCUUCAGGACCGAUGCUUAUAUUGUUGCCCUGUUCCCCAUGUUUCUCGCAUCCAACUGGUUCUACACAUACCACUUCACGGAGGUCAACGGUGCCUACUUCAACACCCGCACCAGGGCACUGAACGGUGUGGUAUACUACAUUAUGCAAAUCGUCGGCGCCUACGUCUUUGGCUUUGCCCUCGACUUCAAGGGCGUUCGUCGCACGACUCGCGCCAAGUGUGCUUGGGCUGCUCUCUUCAGCACCAUCAUGAUCAUCUGGGGCUUCGGAUUCAUGUUCCAGAAGACCUACGACCGCGCCUGGGCCGCAGACGAGACCAACCCCAAGAAAGACUGGUCUGACUCUGGAUACGCAGGCCCCUUCGUCCUCUACAUGUUCUACGGUUUCUCCGAUGCUGCGUGGCAGACGUGCGUGUACUGGUUCAUGGGUGCUUUGACCAAUAACGGCCGCAAGCUUGCCAACUUCGCUGGCUUCUACAAGGGCAUCCAGUCCGCUGGUGGUGCUAUCACUUGGAGCCUGGAUGACAACGGUAUCGCGUACAUGACCAUGUUCGCCUCCAACUGGGGGCUUCUUGCUGCUAGCUUGCUGAUCGCCCUGCCCGUCAUUCUCGUAAAAGUCAAGGAUACCGUCCCACUCGAGAAGGACAUGGAAUUCACCGACGAGACCAUUGCGGAGGUUGCCCCCAAAGCACGCAUCUCGACUGCAAACGACGACGUGGAGAAGGUUUGA